AUGUUAUUCAAGAUCUUCCUUCUCAUUCUCCACACUCUCUCGCUCUAUCUAUCGCUUUUCUCCCCCUCCUCAUCCAACUUGAACUUCCUUCUCUCUCUUUCGCCGUGUCUGUCCUCUCUCUCUCUCUCUCUCUCUAUCUAUCUAUCAAUCUAUCACUUUCCUCAUCCUCAUUUGACUUCCUUCCUUCCUUUCUCUUUCUCUCUCUCUCUCUCUUUCUCCUUCUUUUCUCCUCCUCAAUCAAAAACUUCUCUCUCUCCACAGUAUUUCUCUUUCCUCCUCCUCAUUCAACUUAGACUUCCUCUCUCUCUCUCUCUCUCUCUCUCUCUCUCUUCCUAUCCUCCCUCACUCUCUGUCUUUUUCCUUCUCCUCAUUCAACUUGGACUUCCUUCUCUCUGUCUCUCUAUCCUCUCUCUCUUUCUAUUUCUUUCCUCUUCCUCAUUCAACUUUGACUUCCUUCUCUCUCUCUCCCUCUCUCUCUCUAUCUAUCUUACUAGUUCUUUCCUCCUCCUCAUACAAUUUGAACUUCCUUCUCUCUGUCUCUCUAUCCCCUUUCUCUUUCUAUCUCUUUCCACCUCCUCAUUCAACUUGGACCUCCUUCUUUCUCUCUCUCUCCUCUCUCUCCUCUCCCUAUCUAUCUAUCUAUCUAUCUCUCUAUCUAUCUAUCUAUCUAUCUAUCUAUCUAUCUAUCUAUCUAUCUCUUUCCUCCUCCUCCUCCUCCUCCUCCUCCUCAUUAUCUUGCCAUUGAAUCUUAACGUCUUUUUUAUUCACCUUUUUUUCUGCUUCCUUUUCCUUCCCUCCAUUCAUCCAACGAUUUCUCAAGGUUCAUUAUUGAAUCAUUUAUUUAUUUUCCAUUUUCUUUGA
Acanthosepion pharaonis is the source of this 861-nucleotide messenger RNA. Lineage: Eukaryota; Metazoa; Mollusca; Cephalopoda; Sepiida; Sepiidae. The record is from the annotation of a GenBank genome assembly.